Xiphias gladius (swordfish) is the source of this 4656-nucleotide messenger RNA. It is a transcript of the gene wdr32, whose product is annotated as WD repeat domain 32. Gene Ontology annotation, molecular function: protein binding. The record is from RefSeq and is a predicted model, not a curated record. The coding region runs from base 204 to 1778 and encodes 524 amino acids. The transcript is spliced from 7 exons. Lineage: Eukaryota; Metazoa; Chordata; Actinopteri; Istiophoriformes; Xiphiidae. Gene Ontology annotation, cellular component: Cul4-RING E3 ubiquitin ligase complex.
GAUAAGGCGCUGCCAAGUCUGGUGGCAAAGUAUAAUUUGUGUAACGUAACGUAUGCAGCCAAAAUCCUCUGCCAUGACACCUUAAAGGACUGGCGGCAGGCACGGUUUCAUGCUCGGUAGGUGACCGGAGUCAGUCUACGUUUCGCCGUUGAGCCGAGACGCUGCGCCCCCGAAACAAAAACGGCUGUGCGGACGCCGCUACAAUGAGCUCGGAGCACCAGAGCGCCAGCGAGGACGCCGACGAGUCGCAGGACAGGCCCGACGGCGGCAGCGUCUCCGACAAAGAGGAGGACCCCGACAUCGACGACUCGGACGAGGACGAUGACAUCGCUCGGGAGGUUACACCCUCGCUGCCCGGGGGCAGCGCGGACCGGUUGGAGCGCAGCGCAACGUCCCCGGCGUCGGAGGAGGGGAAGCCCCGUGGCGAGCCGACCGCCGAGCCGCACGCAGGGAGCGGCGGGGGCUCCGGCACCGAGAGGGGGCAUAGCCUGUUUUCCUGGCUGCAGAGCAGGACUAUUAGACGAGGGGUGUUUGUAGACCCAGCUAGGGAUAACUUCAGGACAAUGACCAGUUUGUACUGCUCUAUGAAUCCGGCUGUGGAGUCUGUCAACCUGAGCACUCAGACCCACGGUGCGGUGUUCAACCUGGAGUACUCCCCGGACGGGUCUGUGCUGACUGUGGCCUGCGAGCAGACUGAAGUCCUGCUGUUUGAUCCCAUCUCGUCCAGACACAUCAAAACCCUGACGGAGGCCCACGAGGACUGUGUCAACAACAUAAGGUUUUUGGACAAUCGUUUGUUUGCCACCUGCUCUGACGACACCACGAUUGCAUUAUGGGACCUCCGUAAGCUGAAUUCAAAGGUCUGCUCCUUGCACGGCCACGCCAGCUGGGUGAAAAACAUCGAGUACGACACCAACACUCGUCUCCUCGUCACGUCUGGCUUCGACGGCAACGUCAUCACAUGGGACACUAACAGGUUUACAGAGGAUGGCUGCCCACACAAAAAGUUCUUCCACACCCGCUACCUAAUGAGGAUGCGUCUGACACCCGACUGUUCCAAGAUGCUCAUUUCCACUUCCUCAGGGUACCUGCUCAUCCUCCACGACCUGGACCUCACCCAGUCCCUCGAGGUGGGCAGCUACCGCAUGCUGCGAGCCCGACGGACUCCCCUCAGCUCAGAUGGGGGCACGUCAGCAUCCAGGUCGGCUGGAACUCCUCGCCAUGGAAAUGACUCCAGCAAGAUCCACCCUCAUAGAGAAGGUCUUUCUCCCCGGAAUAGUCUGGAGGUUUUGACUCCAGAGAUCCCUGGAGAGAGGGACCGAGGGAACUGCAUCACCUCCCUGCAGCUCCAUCCGAAAGGCUGGGCCACGCUGAUCCGCUGCUCCAGCAACAUGGACGACCAGGAGUGGACGUGUGUGUACGAGUUCCAGGAGGGAGCGCCCACUCGCCCGCUCGUCUCCCCCCGCUGCUCCCUCCGCCUCACCCACUACAUCGAGGAGGCCAACGUGGGGCGGGGCUACAUUAAGGAGUUGUGUUUCAGCCCGGACGGACGGCUCAUCUGCUCGCCGUAUGGCUACGGUGUCCGCCUGCUGGCCUUCGACGAGCGCUGCGGCGAGCUGGCCGACUGCCUGCCCGUCCAGACCAGCUGCCUCAGGGAGAUCCGCUCCAUCUACUCGCACAGCGACGUGGUGCUCACCACCAAGUUCUCCCCAACACACUGCCAGCUGGCCUCGGGCUGCCUCAGUGGACGUGUGGCCCUUUACCAGCCCAAGUUCUAGCACCCGAUGCUGUCAAAGAGCGGCGCGCUGCAGACCUGGGUAGAGAAGUACUAAUCAGGAUUCCUGCAGAGACCUGGAAAGCCUGGAGAGAUAUUGCAGAAGCAUUUAGUGUUUUCCAGGUUUUAUAACUUUGAUAGUUGCACAAAAAAUCUGUAAAAAUAUUGCACUGCCCCAAUAUAUUGUUUGUACAACUAAAUAUUUUCUAUCAUAUUAGACCCUUGUCAUCUAAUAUAUGCAGAUAUUUGUUGUGCAGAACUAGUAUUUAUCCACAGAGUGAUAUGGUCUCUUUAGUAUCAUUUAAUAUAAAUUAUAUCAAAACCAUCAGAGGAAAUUACAUUUUUAAACAAUUCUCAAAAUGCAGGAGCCCUAAAUAACAUUUCCUAGCAUUUGUUUUAAAGUGCUCAGCGGACCAGAUGGGUGGGAUGUAUGCAUGCAUGUAUUUAAAAUAGUGGGACACAUGGUCUAAACGUCAGUAUUCUUGGAGGCUGAAGUUUUCUUUAAAAAUACUUAUAAUUAAAAUAUUUCAAUAAUGUGAAUUUUCUGAACCUUAAUGAAAACCCCACCCAUCUGGCACCUAAUAAGGAUAAAGUAAACCUGAAAUAUCGAUACUUUAAGCACUUCUAGACCCAGGUCUGCAGCUGUGAAGCAGACUGAGUUUGUUUGGGGGAGAGAGAAAAAAAAAAAAAAAAAUUUAAAGAAGGAGAAGACAUCGGAGACUUCGGCUCUGGCCCCCCGGCCAGGCUGCAGCACUGGAUGGAAACAUUUAGCCUGUCUGACCCUAAACACGAAAAAAAGACCUUGAGGCAACGAAACAAAAAAGGGCAGUUGGGUGUUGCAAACUAGACUUCGACUCACACUGAGGAGAGGGUUUGAAGUCCAAACCUUGAAGCUCUUGAUCGUUAAAUCGAGAGAUGCAACAUGGCAUCAGUCGAAAAAAACAACAACAAAAAACUCUACAGGUCAUCUAUGGCUCUUUUUCAUACUAAAGAUUAAUUUUGGUCUCAAUAGCAGUAGAAAACUUUAACCUAUUUCGAGACUCAGCACACCUAGAUGUUGCUGCCUCGGGACAAAAACACUAAGGAUGCAAACGGAUAUAUUGAUCCAUUAAUUCUAACCAGACAAACAAGAAACGGGCGCUCGUGUCUGUCGUCUGCACUGUCGUUGAUCGUCCUGACUCUGCGUCCUCCGCCGCGGAUCCUGUCGCUCUCAGCUACUCCGCUCUGCUCAUGCCUUUUUCUUCAGGUGCUGCUUCUCUGCUCAAACAAUCUGAACUUUGACCCCCGACUUAAAGGACCUCAUCAUCAACGCCUUUCUCCUGCGCACAUGGACGGUGGUUUCUCCACUUCUUACUUCCUGUACCUUUUUUUUUUUUCCCCCCAUCUGUUCCCUGUUUUCACUUUCAUAGUCUUUAAAAGAUUUUUUAGUGGUUUUAUUGGUGUAUUAAUGUCAGCACUACUUAUGGCACGGUGUUUGAUUCAUUUGACUCUAUGGUCACUCGCCAUUGUUUAGGCCGCGCUUGGACUAGCUACAUAGGAAUCGCUUUCUCAUUUCUCUCCACAAUUUGUGUUUUUAUCUUAAAGCCUGUGAAUGGAAACUUCAUGCCACCUGGACGGUAGAAAAGUCCAGCUGCUGUCACCAUCUCAGUUUUCAAAGUAUCCCACCCUGGACCUUUUCCAGACCUUCUUUCUUUACAAACCAGUAUAGCACGAUUUUCAAGGAAAACAGCAUUCAUAAUUACACAUCUUCUCCCUAAAAGAUAAGGCUGAGGGGGGAAAAAAAAAAAAAAAAAGUUAUGGAUUCACAGAAAGUUUUCCCGUCUCUCAGUACUUUAUGAUUUCCUUAGUCAGUCUGUGGCACUCAACCCAAGCCCAUUGGUUCCAUUUGACGAUGUAAAAACAGCUCACAAAUAUGUAGUUUCAUUUUUCUUUAAAAAAAAAACAAACAAACAAAAAAAAACAACAAAGCAAAAAAGGUUCAGUAAUUCCCUAACACAGCUGGGCGCUGUAGUUUUUAGCAAACAUAAAUCAAACAGGAGUAAAUAGUGAAGUUCUUGGGGACUACUUUCAGCAGCAGAUCAAUACACAUUCGGUGCACUGGUGAGUAUUUCAGCAGCAGGAUGGUGUAUGUUGGAUUAAGUCAGAAUAAACCAGUGUGUCCAUGUUCAGUAAUGAAGGAAAAUGUUGGCCAGUGCAACGGAGUGACUUGCUGAUGUGUUUUUAAUAGUUUUCGGACAAACAAUGGAGCACUGUGGCAUCAGUAAUUGGCCUCGCAGACAACACAGAUUUGUUCAUAAUGAGAAAAGCAUAGAAAAACUGCCAGCCUCCCCCUCAGUGGCUUUCUGACUCUUCGGCCGGCGGUGUUUGGCAGAAGAAUUUGCCUCAGCAUUGUUGGUUUCAUGUUCACGGGAUUGUUGCCAAGAAAACAUUCGACUCGAUUUCUGAACCACGUACCUCGUUUUGUUCAGUAUUUGAUUCUUUUCCCAUCAUCUCAUCCAAUUUCAAACUUUUGCUAUGUUGUCAUAAAGGUGACCAACCGGGCCUUUUUUUUUUUUUUUAUUUGCUUCUAGCAACAGAAUAGCUUUGACUGUUUAACCACUGUUGAUGCUUUGGGUUUACAACCAGUGUAGUAUAGCUGCUGUAAGAGCCAAGAACAUGUGUGGAUGUUACACCUUAACGUAAACUGGUUACAGUACAUACAGACUGACUGCAGAAUAGAUAGUAAUGUGCUGUUGCAUAAACAAUAGAUAGACUUAAGCGUAUCCUACUAUGCAUACCAGCCUUUAUGAAGAUUCUCCUUUCUUAUUUAUGUGAGGGUGAUGCUCUGUGUGGAGCUGUCAGAUGCCAAAAUGUGUUUUGCGUGGGCAAGACAGUGCUUUGGA